GAGCUGCAAGACUCGGACUCGGCCGUGACCUGCAUCUGCUUCGGCCAAGAGAGGCUGCACAAGGCUUAUGUUCUGCUGGCCACCGCCUCCAAGGACGGGACCGUGGUGGUCUACCGCUGCUACCGCACUGAGAUGGAGAUCGCCAUGCUGGACCACGACUUUGCUCCGGAAGAGGGUGCUUACUCUUCACCUCCUGCCGACCAUUCGAACAUCGCCGUGCACUCCAGACUCGUGGGCCACUCCCGUGCCAUCACCAGCAUCUUCUUCAACUUGCUCGAAGAUCAGCUGGUCACCACCUCCAUCGACAAGUCGGUGAGAUUUUGGAGCAUCGACAGCGGGGAAAUGCUCAAAGUCUUCACGGACAGCUCGCCAGUGCCCGUCGCGGCUUUCCUUCCCUUCAACCCGCAGGUUUUCGUCGCAGCCAAUUCCAACGCAGUUCUCCGGCUGGUGAAUGUGCAGAACGGGAUGGUCCUGCAGAAGCUCAAGGUGGAGACCGAGGUCCGGGCACUGAAGUUCGACGACACGGGCCUCUUCCUUCUGGCAGGCACCAAAAGUGGCAGUAUCCAUGUGCUGGAGGCUUCGGAUGCCAACACGCUGAAAUUCAAGUUCAAGGUAAACCUUGCACGAGGAGGUGUGACGUGCAUUACCUUCGUGCCAGCGGCCGGUGGGCAGCCGCCUUGCCUCUUGGUGAACACCUCGGACUGCUCUGCGACGAUCAUUGACUGCACCUACGGCCCGCCCAGUGGGGUCCUGAACAACCUCGCAGUGAGACACCGGGUCCGGGUGGCGCACGAGCUUCUGCCGCUGAAGAACUGCUUUUCUCCCUCCGGUCCAGGCUACUUGAUCUCAGGUUCCGAGAACAAAGACGUCCACAUCUACCCUUUGGGGAAAGGCUCCAACUACAAGAUGCAGCCCUUGAAGCACCAUCAGGUUCCCGUGGUGGCUGUGUCUGUGAACAUGCAGGACACGUUGCUGGCCAGUGCCGACUCGCUGGGCCGCAUCGUGCUUUGGAGACGGAUGGACUUCUCGCACAUACCCGACUGA
Molecule: messenger RNA, 1044 nt
Organism: Symbiodinium necroappetens
Lineage: Eukaryota; Dinophyceae; Suessiales; Symbiodiniaceae
Source: the annotation of a GenBank genome assembly